Silurus meridionalis is the source of this 1972-nucleotide messenger RNA. It is a transcript of the gene phf11, whose product is annotated as PHD finger protein 11. The record is from RefSeq and is a predicted model, not a curated record. Gene Ontology annotation, molecular function: histone deacetylase binding; histone binding. Lineage: Eukaryota; Metazoa; Chordata; Actinopteri; Siluriformes; Siluridae. The transcript is spliced from 15 exons. Gene Ontology annotation, cellular component: nucleus. Bases 283 to 1743 code for a protein of 486 amino acids.
CUGGCAACCCAAUGACAUGAGUCAUAUUUGACUUGAUGGUGCUGUUGGGAAACAUUUCGUUUAAAAAGCGACGCGUUUUUGUUUAAAUCAGUAGGUAUGAUUCGAUUUAUUUAGUGUUAUAACCCUAUAAUCCGGACUUUUCGACUUUAAGCAGGUUUGCGUGAGUGAUUCGGUGUGUUUUUGUGAAAUUGGUCGAGAGGCGCGCGCGCUCUGCUUUGCCUGAGAAACGAAACCGAAAGUGAUCUGAUCGAGAAGGUGUGAAAUCAGUACAUUUCUAGUGCAAUGCAUCCAGAAGACCAGUCAUCUUCCUCUGAUCUGUGCUGUGUUCUCUGCAAGAGAGCCGAUGAGACCAAGAUCACAGGCCCCCUGUCGUGUAAACAGAGCACUGCAGCCCACCAGAACUGUUUGCUUUAUGCAUCUGGACUCUUCUGUAAAAACUCUCCCCCCUUUGACGACCUGUUCGGCUUUGACCUAGAGGAUGUGGAGAAUGAGUGUAAAAGAGGAAAAAGACUCAAAUGCUCCAAAUGUGGGAAGCAUGGAGCUACAGCUGGAUGUGAGGUUAAAUCCUGUAAGCGCUCCUAUCAUUACCCGUGUGCUAAGAAGGCUCGUGCAGUAACCAUGGAGGACCAAAGUAAAGGCACCUUCACGUUGUAUUGUGAAAAGCAUAAUCCAAACGCCAGCAUUGUUGGUCCAGAACAAAUAGAUGCUAAAGCAUUAUCUUCUAGUUCUGGCAGUAAAAGCUCAGAGACCAGCGACCAGGACAACAAUCAUAGAGGAUCUGAGAGUGAGUCUGAAACACCAAGGAGGUCCCUGGGUAAACGAAAACAUCGGGAAUAUUCUUCUGACUCAGAUGAAGCUCCAGUCCUCCUUGAUCUAAUUCAUGCACCUAUAGAAUCAGAGUUUGAGGAUAUCACACCCCCACCGCAGAAUUUGCGAACAACGUUUCAGUUUGCAGACGGAAGCAGGAACAACAAGAAGCCUAAACAAGAUGUUGCGUUUAAUCCUAGUGAUGAUGAUGAUGAACCGUAUCAAGAUUCGGAUUUAGAGUCCCCGAGUCUUUUACACCCAGUGUACCGCCAUGAGAAUGUUCCAUUCAAAGUUAUUGAAGCAUCCAUUGAAUCAGUUGCAGAGAACAGCUCUGGCCCUUGUUCUCCUGCUGCACAGAGUUUGGAAAAGCCUAUCUCUGCCCUUGAACAGGCAGCAGCCCAUCCUUUACUUAACGGCACUUCACCUGGAGCCACUAGUGAAUCCUCCAUUGUCAAUAGAGCUUUCUGUAGAGACAUGAGUGAACGUUGUGCAUCUGUGGACAUACCACCUGUCCAUAUGACAACAGAGCUUCCACAAUCUUCUGUAAGACACUCUCAGGAUCUUCCAAUAGACCUAACAGCCCCAGGAGGGAGCUCCAUGGCGCAGGUUCAGACGGAUGAACCCAUUAUUCACGUGGGCGUUUCGGAUUUGAGUGCUGCCCUUUUCUGGAGGAGAUGUAAUGACGUGGGAUGUACGGAGGAUAUUUUCGCAGACCUCACACGUCAGCUCACCAGCUUGGCCGAAAAGGUGAAGAAUGCACAUGCCACCAAAGAAGAUUAUGCUGUCUCGCUCAGGAUACUAGAGGCAUCAGGGAAGCUUCCUGAAAUCUUCAAACGAAUGGAGCAAGACUUGGAGGAUCAAGAAAGACAGCUGCUGAAAAAGAGAGAGGCAUUAAGGGAUGCCAAGGCAGUGCUUCGCAAAAAUCAGUCCAUCUGAUGCGAAAUUAUAAUGGUUUUGAUAAGCAAUUUCUUCUAUAUUUUUUAUAUAUUUUUAAUAUUUUUUACUAUACAUUUUACAUCAAGCCUAAACUAAAUAUAUAUGCAUGUUUAGUUUUAUGUCUAAGCAGAUAUUAGCUUUAUAAAUGGGGCUCUGGUUACUGUAGGAAAAGAAAUAUGCCUUCAAUUUUUACUGCCAAAUUAUUUAAUCAUCAAUUUUAAUUCUCGAA